AUGACUGUUACAAGUUUUUGGUUGGCGACUCAUUGGGAUCGAAAACUGCACUACAAGGAAUUACGGUUCCUUUUGGUUGGUGACUCAUUUGGAUUAAAAGAGACAGUUCCCUUGCGAGGUGUUCCGGGACGAGGAGUGGGCGGAGAAAUGACACGCAUCAUUACGAUGUCAGUGGUCUUAAGCUGGUGGAGAGCCACCAAAUCUUUCCAGAUCAAGAUAAUUGCCCUCAAGGAGCGAGAAAAUCUUGUCACAGAGCUGAACACCAUGCGCACGACGGAUAGGCGAAAAGGCCGGGCAGAGAGUGAAUGUACUUGUGGUACGCCCGUGUAUACGGGAAGUCAGGCAGGAGAUGACAGUCAUAUAGUGCGAGUGUUAAACCUUGGGCUGGAUGGAAGGAGCCAUUCGACACAUAAGCAUCCUCAAGCCAAGGAACCACAAAAGAAGACAGAUUACACUCCACAAAGCCAUAAUCAGUGGCAAAAACGGUAUAGUCAUCCAAGUGGUGCAGAUGGAAGAACUCCACCUUUGCGUUGUAAUGAUUCAGAAGUUGGGGAAGGUGGGAAAAAGGGGGUCCCAGAAACCUUGUCAAGCAAGGUAGUAAUACCCGACAGGGGAAUCACAUUUAACCCUAAAUUCUGCCUAGUACGGCUAUGCCACUCGAGCAUCCGUGGUAGUAUACGCCAGGCUGGUCACGAGCCUAAUUUAACCCCCUAUUUCAAUCUUGCACUCUACCACUUGCAAUGA
Suillus subalutaceus is the source of this 744-nucleotide messenger RNA. RefSeq lists its product as uncharacterized. The transcript has 6 exons. The record is from RefSeq and is a predicted model, not a curated record. Lineage: Eukaryota; Fungi; Basidiomycota; Agaricomycetes; Boletales; Suillaceae. Bases 1 to 744 code for a protein of 247 amino acids.